AUGAGCAAUGUCACAGAAUUUAUCCUCCUGGGCCUGACCCAAGACCCAGAUCUGCAGAAAUUCUUAUUCAUUGUGUGCUUAAUAAUCUAUUUGAUCACACUGGCUGGUAACAUGCUCAUCUCAGUCACCAUCUUCAUCAGCCCAGCCCUGGCCACUCCCAUGUACUUCUUUCUUUCCUACUUGUCCGUCAUAGAUGGUUUCUACUCUUCUUCCAUAGCACCCAAAAUGAUCUAUGACCUAAUCUCUGAGAAGAGCACCAUAUCCUUCAAUGGCUGCAUGACUCAGCUUUUUGUGGAGCAUUUUUUUGCUGCAGCUGAAAUCAUCUUGCUGAUGUCCAUGGCCUAUGAUCGCUAUGUAGCCAUCUGCAAGCCCUUGCACUACAUGACCAUCAUGAACCGACCUCUGUGUGUAUUCCUGGUGGGGGCUGCUGUAAUCUUAGGAUUCAUCCAUGGAGGGAUACAGAUUUUGUUUAUGGCCCAGUUACCAUUCUGUGGCCCAAAUAUCAUUGAUCACUUUAUGUGUGAUUUAAUACCACUCCUGGAGUUGGCCUGCACUGACACUCACACUCUGGGACCCCUGAUCGCUGCCAACAGCGGGUCACUGUGUUUACUCAUUUUCUCUAUGCUGGUUGCUUCCUAUGUGGUCAUCCUUCGCUCCCUGAGAAAUCACAGUGCAGAAGGGCGUCGCAAAGCCCUGUCUACCUGUGCCUCUCAUGUCACCGUUGUUGUCUUAUUCUUUGUUCCUUGUUCAUACCUGUACCUAAGGCCCAUGACCUCCUUCCCCACUGACAAAGCUGUAACUGUGUUUUGCACCCUAGUGACACCUAUGCUGAACCCUCUGAUCUAUACCCUCAGAAAUGAGGAAGUCAAAAGGGUUAUGAAGAAGCUCUGGGGUCGAAUGAGGAAAGCUGGUGACAUGUAA
This is a messenger RNA of Mus musculus (house mouse), 921 nucleotides long. RefSeq names its product olfactory receptor family 4 subfamily C member 126 (gene Or4c126). Gene Ontology annotation, molecular function: G protein-coupled receptor activity; olfactory receptor activity. Bases 1 to 921 code for a protein of 306 amino acids. Gene Ontology annotation, biological process: signal transduction; G protein-coupled receptor signaling pathway; detection of chemical stimulus involved in sensory perception of smell. The record is from RefSeq and is marked provisional. NCBI's taxonomy places the organism in Eukaryota, Metazoa, Chordata, Mammalia, Rodentia, Muridae. Gene Ontology annotation, cellular component: plasma membrane; membrane. The transcript has a single exon.